This is a messenger RNA of Nerophis lumbriciformis (worm pipefish), 927 nucleotides long. The record is from RefSeq and is a predicted model, not a curated record. NCBI's taxonomy places the organism in Eukaryota, Metazoa, Chordata, Actinopteri, Syngnathiformes, Syngnathidae.
AUGACACAGUUUGCAGAGUGCAAGUUUCACUGCACCAAUGGGAAUUGUUUGCGUCUGGGCUCACUGAUCUGCAAUCAGCUCAAUAAUUGUGGGGACAACAGCGAUGAGGAAAACUGUCCUGUGGUCACCCAACAUCCUCCACCAGGCAUCUUCAACUCUGAACUGGAGUUUGUUCAGAUCAUCAUCAUCAUUGUGGUGAUGACAGUCAUGGUCGUGGUGAUCAUCUGCCUACUCAACCAUUACAAGCUCUCCACCUUCAUAACAAGACAGAGCCAGGCCCGUAGGCACAACCAUUCUUUGCAUCAGGAUGGGUGUCUGUGGCCUUCAGAUAGCAACUCGCGACAAGGAGCCUCAGAGGUGUUCUAUGCUCCCCAGGCCAGGGAUCGCUUUACGGCUCCCGCCUUCAUGCACAGAGACCGCUUUAGCCGCUUCCAGCCCACUUAUCCGUACCUGCAACACCAGAUCGACCUGCCGCCUACCAUCUCGCUGUCAGAUGGUGAAGAGCCGCCGCCGUACCAGGGGCCCUGCACCUUGCAGCUCCGGGACCCCGAGCAGCAAAUGGAGCUCAAUCGAGAAUCGGUGAGGGCGCCACCUAACCGGACCAUCUACGACAGCGACUUGAUCGACAUGGGGGGUGGUGUGGGGAGCGGGGGAGGCGCGAGCGGUCCCAGGCCACCGAGCAAUAACUCGGGCAUCAGCCUGGCCAACUCCAGCAUCCACGGGCGUGUGGAAGCCCCCCCGCCCGCAUACAGCGAAGUUAUCGGCCAAUACCCCGUCUCCACGUUUUUUCUUCACCAGCAAAGCAAUAACCACAGGGUGGGGGAGUCAGAAGGGCCAGGAAGCAGGAUGAUCCAGCAGCAGAGUCAAUCAGAAAGCACAAUAGUCCCUUCCGAAGGGAAGGACGGCCAACCGGACGACUUGGUGUGA